AUGACUCGGUGGUCCAUCAAGACAGCAACCCGUUAUCUAUUAAAGGCCUCAUUUCCUCUCUUUGGUCACACUGAAAUUCUUUGGCAUUAUCUCAUGCUUGCUGCGCUCCCUCGGACCCAACUGUUCUCGCGGCAUAUCCUGAGGUCCAUAACAACUGACGGGUUUCACAGAUCCCCCGCAACGUACGGAAGCUCCAAUAUCCUCAGACAACCUCUCCUUCCAAUCCGCAACAUGGCCACAAGCAGUGCAGGCAAAAUUACCGAUUGGGUAGACCCCAAAGACAAGUCUGGUGAAUUCAAGCGGCAGCAAUCGGUUUUCCGCAACUUCAUCUCCAGGGAGCCUGGCGCUCAAUUCCCUCCGGAGAAAGAUCGCUAUCAUCUUUAUGUCUCAUAUGCCUGUCCUUGGGCACACCGGACAUUGAUCACACGGAAACUCAAGGGUCUCGAGGAUAUCAUCUCGUUUACAUCAGUUCACUGGCAUUUGGGCGAAAAUGGUAUGGUUUCAGAAUUGAGGGCUCUAGAGAACGAAGCUAAUGUCUUCUGCUGGAAAGGCUGGCGAUUUGCAACAGCCGACGAAGAGGUUGCAGGAGAGAAUGUCACCCCAGACCCGUUGCAUCCUGAUUUCACGCAUCUGCGCGCUAUAUACUUCUCCAAUGAUCCGGAUUAUACUGGGAGAUUUACCGUCCCAGUGCUGUUCGAUAAAAAGACGCAACGGAUCGUGAGUAAUGAAAGCUCUGAGAUCAUUCGCAUGUUCUACUACGAAUUCGAUGAUCUUCUUCCGGAAAAAUACAGGAACGUCGACCUGUACCCUCCCGCUCUCCGAAGCGAGAUCGACGCCACCAACGACUGGACCUACAACGACGUCAACAAUGGGGUCUACAAGUCCGGUUUCGCGACGACCCAAGAAGCAUACGAGAAGGCUGUGACAACCCUCUUCGCCUCCCUCGACAGGAUCGAAGCCCAUCUCUCAAAGGACGCCAACUCCCCGUACUUCUUCGGCUCAUCUAUCACCGAGGUCGAUAUCCGACUUUUCACGACUAUUAUCCGCUUUGACCCCGUCUACGUGCAGCACUUCAAGUGCAACAUCCGUGAUAUUCGCUCCGGAUACCCGGCCAUUCAUCGCUGGGUGCGUCGCCUUUACUGGGAUGUUCCUGCGUUCCGGGAGACGACGAAUUUUGAGCACAUUAAGAAACACUAUACCAAGAGUCAUAAGCAGAUCAAUCAGUUUGCUAUUACUCCUGUCGGGCCGGUCCCAGAUAUUCUUCCUAAAGACGAAGAAGUGAGAGCCGUUGCUGCACAACAGUAA
Messenger RNA from Aspergillus fumigatus Af293, 1305 nucleotides. It is a transcript of the gene gto1, whose product is annotated as putative cell wall biogenesis protein/glutathione transferase (Gto1). Gene Ontology annotation, cellular component: cytoplasm. Gene Ontology annotation, molecular function: glutathione transferase activity. The record is from RefSeq and is a predicted model, not a curated record. NCBI's taxonomy places the organism in Eukaryota, Fungi, Ascomycota, Eurotiomycetes, Eurotiales, Aspergillaceae.